This is a messenger RNA of Coccidioides immitis RS, 699 nucleotides long. RefSeq lists its product as uncharacterized. The transcript has 4 exons. NCBI's taxonomy places the organism in Eukaryota, Fungi, Ascomycota, Eurotiomycetes, Onygenales, Onygenaceae. The record is from RefSeq and is a predicted model, not a curated record. Bases 1 to 699 code for a protein of 232 amino acids.
AUGGUUAUGUAUGCUUUGGGGCUGGAGGCCCACCCAAGGGGCAGUUUGGCUGCUUGCCAUACUAUUCUUGGUAUUGGAUCAGUGGUUGUGGAGAUAUUUCAAAAAUUAAGUCCCAACAGCUGGAGGUUGUUUCAAGUUGGAGUUGUUAUGCGCACGGCGGGUGAGUCAGCGGAUGGGCCAGGGCGGCCGUUUUUGGUGUCAUUUGGGGCCGAAAAAGGCAGCACCUGCCCAAAUCGAAAUACUUCAGAAUUUCACGCGCGGGUCCGAAAGAGGAGCUCUCACGAUUAUCUGAUCCCUGCCAUCUUGCCCCAGAAAGUCCUCAAGUGGCUUGUUAAUAUAAUACCAGCCAUUCGGAAGGUUAAAGUCAAGUGGAGUAAUUCCUUAUCAGAUUGCUACCCGAUCGCAGUGGGCUGCCGGAAGCGAAAUCUAAAAACUCAGCAGGACAAAGGCGACAAUGAUAUUUUUCUCAGAUACAUACGAAAUCAAAGACACAAACUUUUGCUCUGUGCUGUUGGAGCCAUUGGAGGAUUGUCACUCUCCUCCUCAGCGAAGACUCAAAGCUGGCUCCCGUCAGCCAAAGAAAAGUUUCAUCCCUGUAACGGCCAAGCGUUCUGUUGGCUUAGAUUAGCGCAAACUCAAAUUCAGUCACCGAGUGGAUUGGUUGUACGGCCGCGAAAUGUCCCAGGCGGCAGAAUUUAA